This is a messenger RNA of Protopolystoma xenopodis, 234 nucleotides long. The record is from the annotation of a GenBank genome assembly. Lineage: Eukaryota; Metazoa; Platyhelminthes; Monogenea; Polystomatidea; Polystomatidae.
AUGCACUACAGGCCCGGGGCGUACAGCUCGGGGCAAAUAAAGCCAGCGGCGAGAAUUCACUUUCCACAGCACAACCUCACCACGCAGCCUCUAAAUAAAAAGUCUGCAAAGGGUUGGUAUCCGAAUGCAAAAGUGGCAUUCAAGGCUUUAGAUGGAUUGGCUUCGCGAAAACACCAACGAAGCCUGAAUGGAGAAGAUGCCAUACACCCUUUACGCGUUCUGAUCAAGUCAUAA